This is a messenger RNA of Ipomoea triloba (trilobed morning glory), 703 nucleotides long. RefSeq names its product probable E3 ubiquitin-protein ligase RNF217. Gene Ontology annotation, molecular function: metal ion binding; ubiquitin conjugating enzyme binding; ubiquitin protein ligase activity. Lineage: Eukaryota; Viridiplantae; Streptophyta; Magnoliopsida; Solanales; Convolvulaceae. Gene Ontology annotation, cellular component: ubiquitin ligase complex; cytoplasm. Gene Ontology annotation, biological process: protein polyubiquitination; positive regulation of proteasomal ubiquitin-dependent protein catabolic process; ubiquitin-dependent protein catabolic process. The transcript has a single exon. The coding region runs from base 11 to 703 and encodes 230 amino acids. The record is from RefSeq and is a predicted model, not a curated record.
UCUGGAGGCAAUGCCGGCGCCGGCAAGGAUAAAACCCGAGUGUUCCAACUCCAAACCCGUCUAUAUAGACGUGGAAGACGCCAUGGAGACCUCUGCUUCCCUCUUCAUCUGCGAAAUAUGCUACGAUGCGAAGCAAAUAAGCGACAUUUUCAUAAUCAAAGCCUGCAAACACUCCUACUGCUCCGAUUGCAUUUCAAAAUUCGUAGCUUCGAAGCUCCAACAAAACGUCCCCCAAAUCAAUUGCCCUGUUUCUGGUUGCACGGGGGUGGUGGAGCCUCAUAACUACCGCUCAAUUUUUCCGCCUCAAGUGUUUGAUCGUUGGGGGGAUGCGUUAUGCGAGGCUCUGGUGUUGGCUUCUGAAAAAUUCUACUGCCCCUUCAAGGAUUGCUCUGCGCUUCUCAUCGAUGAUAAGAUUGAAGUUGUGGAAUCUGAGUGCCCUGAAUGCCGCAUAUUGUUGGUUCCAUGGUAUGUUGGCAUUGUUUGCUCUGAGUUUCAGAAGCUGCAUGAGAACGAGAGGGAGAAGAAGGAUAUACUGUUGCUGAAUAUCGCGAAUCAAAAGCAAUGGAUGAGGUGCCCUAAUUGCAGGGUGUAUGUUGAGAGAGUUUCUGGUUGCCCUUUCAUGAUGUGCAGGUGUAAGUGCACCUUCUGUUACAAGUGCAAAGCUCGUGCAAAAGAUCACCAUUGUCUUAAUUGUGGCACUUAA